Anopheles arabiensis is the source of this 3691-nucleotide messenger RNA. It is a transcript of the gene ema, whose product is annotated as protein CLEC16A homolog. Gene Ontology annotation, biological process: endosome to lysosome transport; endosomal transport; regulation of autophagosome maturation. The coding region runs from base 196 to 3507 and encodes 1103 amino acids. The transcript has 11 exons. NCBI's taxonomy places the organism in Eukaryota, Metazoa, Arthropoda, Insecta, Diptera, Culicidae. Gene Ontology annotation, cellular component: endolysosome membrane; late endosome. The record is from RefSeq and is a predicted model, not a curated record.
AAAAAAUAACAUCACCCAUCUGUGUGCUAUCUGCUUUUGCUUCGUAAACUGCUGCAGAAAAAGUGAGGAAAACUAUUAAAAGAUGUGCUCGGGCGUGCUAUUAAAAACUCAUUAGCUUCUGGACGGGUUUGGUGAACGUUUGCUCACUGCCAGCCGACUCAACCGUACGCGCCUCGAGCGUAAGACAGCAGCAAAAUGUUUCGCAGCCGUAGCUGGUUCGGGGGAGGAUGGAACCGUCCGAAGAAUCGCCUAUCACUUGAUCAUCUGAAAUAUUUGUACAGCGUGCUGGAGCGUAACACGACCGUGUCCGAAAGCAACCGCGGCCUGCUGGUGGAAUCGCUACGGUCCAUAGCAGAAAUUCUAAUCUGGGGCGAUCAAAAUGAUUCCUCCGUAUUCGACUUCUUUCUGGAAAAGAAUAUGCUCUCCUACUUUCUGCACAUAAUGCGUCAAAAGAGCGGAGGAUCGAGCUUCGUGUGCGUGCAGCUGCUGCAAACGCUAAACAUCCUGUUCGAGAACAUCCGCAACGAGACGUCGCUGUACUACCUGCUCAGCAACAACUUGGUCAAUUCGAUCAUUGUCCACAAGUUUGACUUCUCCGACGAGGAUGUGAUGGGCUAUUACAUACUGUUUCUGAAAACGUUGAGCCUGAAGCUCAACACGCACACGAUACACUUCUUCUACAAUGAGCAUACGAACGAUUUCCCGCUCUACACGGAAGCGAUCAAGUUCUUCAACCAUCCCGAAUCGAUGGUACGCAUUGCCGUGCGUACGAUCACGCUGAACGUGUACAGAGUGCAGAACCCGAACAUGCUGCAGUUCAUACGGGACAAAACGGCCGCACCGUACUUUAGCAAUUUAGUAUGGUUCAUUGGUAAACAUAUCCUCGAGCUGGACACUUGCGUUCGUAACGACAUUGACCACCAGUCCCAGCACCGUUUAGCCAACCUCGUGGCGGAACAUUUGGAUCAUUUGCACUAUCUGAACGACAUACUGUGUCUCGAUAUUGCCGAUCUCAAUGCCGUCCUUACGGAGCACCUGCUGCACAAGCUGUUCGUGCCGCUGUACAUAUUCUCCCUCACACCCUCACCGCCGAUGUCGAUGGCCGAGGUGACGUGUAACCUUGCGGCCGUGCUUAACAAGGUCGUCGAUAUUGACAUCAAGGAGAUGAACAAUCCGCGCGUUGCCAGUGUCGUGGCCCUGUUUCUGCUGUCGCUCGUGUUUCUUGUCAUCACGCACCGGCCACUGAUCAAUGCGCUAACGUGGGUCAUCCUCAAUGCGGAUCAUACCGUGUUCAAGGAGGGCGCUGCCCAGGUACUAAACGCAUACAUCGACAACCGGGAGGUGGUGGCGUUGGGAUUUGUACAGCCAGUGGAAAGCCUGGAGGAGGCGCUGGAAAGUACGGUAGCUUCCUCUGCUGCUUACGGGGUGGAGCAGCUUCACUUGGCGGACGAACCGAGCGGAAGCAACAAUAAGAGCCCGAACAGUAGUAGUAGCAGCAGUGGUAAGAGCCAUGCUAGCAGUACCAGCACUUCGACCAACAAUGAAGCACCCAUAUCGAAUUCCCCUAGCCCGCCGACCCUUUCGGAAGAGAUUGAAAAGGUGAACAUCACCGACGAGGAAAAGGAGAAGCUUUUACUCAAUGCGUACCGUACGCCCGAAACGAAUCGUCCCUUCCUCGACAUGGUCCUGUCGUCGCUCGAUUGUACCGAGAACGACUUUCUAGCGUUGUUGGCAUUGUGUUUGCUUUACGCACUCGCAAACAACAAAGACGGUGUAAACUCGGAAUGGCUAGAGAUCGUGCUGAAUCGCUCAUCACCUUCAAAUCGUACCCAGUAUAACGUGAUACUGAUCGAGAAGUUGCUACAGAUCGUUAACAUUUCUAGCCAACCCUCCUGUCGCAUACGGCUCGUUACCACUGAGCUGGCGUUGAAGCUGCUCGGUCAGAUCAUUGGUUCCGGUGUGGAAGAUUCCAGCCCGUCCGUCCCGGAAGAGUAUCUGGCGUCCCUGCAUCAGUCGCGCAAUCAGGCGAUGAAUGUGUUGAAAAAUUUCUACAAAUCGGAGGACAUUUUCUUGGACCUGUUUGAAGACGAGUACAACGAAAUGGUAAAAGCUACGCUAAACGUGGAAUUCCUCUGCAACGAUUCUACCAUCUUGUUACCACCGACGGGAACGCCGCUGACGGGGAUAAGCUUCACCCGCCGUUUACCGUGCGGCGAGGUGGAGAAGGCACGGCGCGCCAUUCGCGUGUUCUUCCUGCUGCGCCGCAUGUGCCAGUCGAUGUCGGGCGAGAAGGAAACACUACUACCACUCACGAAUCUGAACCAAUGUGUUCAAAUAGAUAAUGCGCUGGAUUUGAAUAAUAGUGAUUUGAUUGCGUGCACUGUCGUCAUGCGAGACGGCACGAAGUACCGGCGCUUUUUGGUGAUGGAUAUUCUGCAGCUCAUCCUGGUCGAGCCGGACAGCAAGCGGUUAGGGUGGGGUGUGGCUAAAUUUGUCGGCUUUCUGCAGGACGUGGAGGUAAACGGCGACAAGGAGGAUUCGCGCAGUCUUCACCUAACCAUCCACCGGGGCGGUGCGACCAACAACCGAACGCCCAUCCUGUCGGCCAAGUUUAUGUUUGACGAUCACAUCCGGUGCAUGGCAGCGAAGCAGCGGCUAACAAAGGGACGCAGCAAAGCACGGCAGAAGAAAAUGUUCCAGAUAGCGCAGCUGUUGGAAAUUCCGGGCCAACUGAAUGAUCCAUCCUUCCCAACGCUCGCCGGGACGGGAGGAUCGUCGGCCAGUGGCACGCCUUCGCUGCGGCACGGAGCUUCGGGACGUCAGGGAAGGGAACAUCGUCCGUUAUUUUCCACCAGCAACCGGGUGCCGGGAGUGGCUGCGGCCUUGAGGCGCGAUAGUAUGCCAUCGGGCAGCGUCAGUCGUGUGCAGAUGAGUGCGAGUCGCUCAACCGAAGGAGAACCAACGGGCACGCGAAGAAAGCUGACUGCUGGAGCCACUCGGCGGGAAAGCAGCCAACCGAUCGGCAUUGGAUCGAGCUCGCUGAAAUCGCGGGACAAUUCGCGUAACCGGUCCGGUACGCCCCGGUCCAGGGAAUCGAGCCCGCGCAUACCACGGCCCCGUUCGGAGGAGAUACCGCUGGAAGACUUUCGUCGCUCCCAAAACUCUAGUCCCGUGUCGCGCAACUCAUCCAACAAUCCAUCCCGUUCGCACACUCCCUCCCGGUUAACGUUAGAGCCGCUGAGUGUGGUUAACAUCUCGUCGAACAUGGGCGGCAGUGGAAGUGGGACGACCGGUGGCAACGGGAGCGUGCUGAGCGGUUCCGUGAAAGAUCCGAUCAUUCCGAAUGUGCUGUUAGCUGGUACGAUGAACCCGGUGCCGAACGUAACGCCACUACCGGCCGGCGGCCCGCUCGCCGUACCGUCGGAGUUGAGCCCAACAUCGGAGGAAACAUCGUUCAUAGCGAACGAGGAGCGGCAGAAAAAGCGAGGAGUCAUCGAGACGGUGUAAACACUGAAUCGCGAUAGCAGGGUACACAUAUUUACGAUCGAUGGCUCCGGACAAAGAAGAUUCGUAAGGGGUGUGGUACUCUUCCUUUGUAUUUAUUUCUGUUGUAACGGUUAGGUUUUAUUGUUGAGAUUUUAAAUGUUCAGUUCUAUUAGCAAAUAAACGAUAGGAAUAUGGCUGUAAUCAA